Messenger RNA from Paramecium tetraurelia, 663 nucleotides. RefSeq lists its product as uncharacterized. Gene Ontology annotation, molecular function: DNA binding. Lineage: Eukaryota; Ciliophora; Oligohymenophorea; Peniculida; Parameciidae. The record is from RefSeq and is a predicted model, not a curated record. The transcript has a single exon.
AUGAAACAAAUUAAAUAAAGUAAAAGAGCGGCUAAGUAUUUAAAAAAGCCAUCUAAGGAAUUGAAGAACUAUAUUAAAGUUCUCUUAAAAUUAAAGAUCAAAAGGCCUUCAUAAUUAGCAAGGGAAUAUGGUAUACCUAAGUCGACAAUUUAUUCUUAUUUAAAUGCUAAAGGACCCAUGUAUCAACCAUUGGAGGAUUCUAUCUUCUAAAAAUUAAAAAAGAGAUUGGUUAUGGGUUUUUAGACUUUAUCUAAAUAUAAAAGUGAUCGACAGGUAAUGAAGGAUAUUACAUUUUACCUUCAAACCGAAGAAUUCUUUUAGUUUACGGAUAGCAAUCCCUUCUCAGGGUUGAUUCCGCUGAGUAAAUAGAAUUCUUAAAGGUCAAGAUCUUUUAGAAGGGUUAGAGACUUAGGCUUAGCCUAUUUUAAAUACUUAUAAACAACUUAUCCCCCUGGUUCAUCUCAGGAAUAAUUAGAUGAAUUAAUUAAGAAAGAAUGUGAAGAACCUUAAGGAGGUGAAGAGCCUUAAGUUGACCAAGAUCCAUAUUAAGGAAAGGAGUAAUUUGAGGAAGAGAUUAGGAAUUAAAUCCCAACUGAAUAGAUAGACUCCUUUUUCUUAUUUGGAAACCUAGACUCUUUCUCUUAUAAUUAAACUUCAUUUUGA